AUGUUAAGCGCAAUCUUUAAUAUCGGGAAAGACUCUUCAAAUAGUACAAAAAUAGUGGUACAACCAGAAGGUUCAUCUAGAGAAGAUUUAAUUUAUACUGUUUAUAAACAAUAUUGUACUAAAAGAAGAAUUUCGGAUGCAUACAAACGUUUAAAAAAUGGUUUAAAAGGAAUGCAGGAUAAUUAUCUUCAAUCUAAAGAAGAAAAAAUUUUUACUCGUUAUCCAAAAUUGCAACACAUGAUUCAUGAGGUUGUUCUCCUAGAGAAACAAUAUUGGCAACUCUUAGAUAUUCCAAAUUACGAAGUUAUUGAAUCACCAAAUGAAUAUGUUUCAAAAAUAAUUAAUAUACUUGAUAAAAAAAAUACUGCUCCACAAAAAUGUUCUGGAAUAUCAAGCUUAUUAGGAGCUACAAUUGGAAAUGUUGACAAAACAAAGGAUAUGGCUUUAUCUGAAAAUUUAAGAAAUAAAUCUACUGAAGAAUUACGGAAAGAUUGUGAGCGUCUUUAUAUUGAAAUUUUUAAAAUUUCAAAGAAGUACUUAGGUCUUCGCAAAAUAUUAAAAGAACUUACUAACAAUUAUCAACAUUCAAGAUUUUUCCCUAUUAUACCACGUUAUCAACUUUUAAAAUCUAUGAUUAAACAAAUUUUAAGAGCACCAGAGUUUUCUGAAAUCUGCCAUGAAAUUGAUGAAUACUAA
Messenger RNA from Strongyloides ratti, 696 nucleotides. RefSeq lists its product as hypothetical. Lineage: Eukaryota; Metazoa; Nematoda; Chromadorea; Rhabditida; Strongyloididae. The record is from RefSeq and is a predicted model, not a curated record. The coding region runs from base 1 to 696 and encodes 231 amino acids. The transcript is spliced from 5 exons.